UGUAAGACCGAUUUAGAUGUUGCAUACAAAUUUGGAAAAACCGUGGUGAGCUGCGAAGGCUAUGAAUCCUCUGAAGACCAAUAUGUACUAAGAGGUUCCUGUGGCUUGGAGUAUAAUUUAGAUUAUACUGAACUUGGCCUGAAGAAAUUGAAAGAGUCCGGAAGACACUAUGGCUUUACCUCUUUCUCCGAUUAUUAUAACAAGUGGUAUUCGGCAGAUUCUUGUAGCACGGGUGGAUUGAUUACCAUCGUGGUGCUACUUGGUAUUGCCUUUGCAGUGUAUAAGCUGUUCCUUAGCGAUGGUCAGUGUUCUCCUCCACCAUAUUCCGAGUAUCCUCCAUUUUCCCACCAUUAUCAGAGAUUCACCAACUCAGCAGGACCUCCUCCUCCAGGCUUUAAGUCUGAAUUCACAGUCACAGGACAACAAGGAUGUGAAAACUCAGGACCAGGAUUCUGGACUGGCCUGGGAACUGGAGGAAUAUUAGGAUACUUGUUUGGCAGCAAUAGAGCAGCAACACCCUUCUCAGACUCGUGGUACUACCCAUCCUAUUCUCCACCCUACUCCAGCACCUGGAAUAGC
Molecule: messenger RNA, 579 nt
Organism: Propithecus coquereli (Coquerel's sifaka)
Lineage: Eukaryota; Metazoa; Chordata; Mammalia; Primates; Indriidae
Product: store-operated calcium entry-associated regulatory factor-like
Exons: 3
Biological process (GO): regulation of store-operated calcium entry
Cellular component (GO): endoplasmic reticulum membrane
Source: RefSeq, a predicted model, not a curated record